Messenger RNA from Rhincodon typus (whale shark), 3029 nucleotides. RefSeq lists its product as uncharacterized. The transcript is spliced from 5 exons. The record is from RefSeq and is a predicted model, not a curated record. NCBI's taxonomy places the organism in Eukaryota, Metazoa, Chordata, Chondrichthyes, Orectolobiformes, Rhincodontidae. Bases 91 to 2838 code for a protein of 915 amino acids.
AUUCGGUGGGGUUGGGCUGGAGAGCAAGAGACUGCGAAGCGUGCCCCAUUCCGCACUGAGCGCGAUGAGGAGCGAGGCAGCGCUUUGGCAAUGAGAAAGUCAGGGCCCGGAGAGACCAUCAGCAAACUUCUGAGAAGGAAAAGUUCUCCCUCGCUUUAUGCGGCGACCCCUCCGCCAGGCCGGGCGAUCGCUGGCGCCGGGGGACCGGGGCCACCGGAUAACCUCAAUGAGAUCCUAGCAACUACUGUGUACAGUGAAGGAGCAAUAAGUUCGGUUAUGGACUCUGGAACAGCAAAAGUGAAACAGCGGCCGACUGUCAAGCUUGCUAUUCCUUUUCAAGAACGUCCAAAGCUUGCUGUGCCAACUCCGAAUCUGCCAGACCAGGCAUUGUUUUCUAAGAUUCCAAGAACAUCUAUAAUUGCAGGCAGUGAUGUAAAAGUCAGCAACAACAGACCUAAUGUUGGAAACUAUGGACAGAAUAUCAGCAAGCUGGAAGAUGACUGGAUUCCACCACCUCCACCAAUGGCACCUCCACCACCUCCUCCGAUGGCAUCCCCACCACCUCCACCACAAAGUAUUUAUCAAAAUCCACAAAUGACCUAUUUUCCUUAUGAAGUGACUGUCCCGCCACCUCCUCAGAUGGCCCCUCCUCCUCUACCACCACCACCACCUUCAAACAUGACAUCACAACAAAAACCUACUCAAAACUACCAACCUUCUGAAACAACUUUUUCUCCACCUCCUCUACCUCCAAAUAUGAUUCCCCCACUGCCUCCAACAAUGGCACCGCACAAAUCUUUCCCAAAGGCUGAUCAGUUCUCAAAAGCAUCUUCUCCAUCCAGCACAAGAUCUCCUGCACCUCCUCCCUUUCUUCCGCCUGAUGAUUAUUCUCUCAAAUCACCUCUGCAAAAUAAUGCUUCAAAAUACAACCAAAUUAAACAGCCUAAAAAAUCACCGCCAACUCCUCCACAAAGAGAUUUGAUGCAACAUAAUCAUUUUUCUCUCAAACCUGAAAGGGAUACACUAUCUUCUUUCAAAUUCUUCCCUGCUGCUUCACAAAAAUCAGUUCCCAAUAGUCACUCUUUGUAUAUGGCAGAAUCUCCUGAAGUGAUUACACAGCUUCCAGUUGCAUCAACUUUCAAUCCUAAAGCAACAGCAAAGCUUUUUGGAUCUUCAGAACCAGUUAACAGAUCAGAAUAUGGGUUAAAUUCUGACUGGCAAAAUAAAGGCAAAUCCAUGAUAGUCAUGAAAGACGCUGACCAGUAUCCAAUGGACCACACUGGUGAGAUUAAUCACACUGCUUCCAUGCACAUGAACACAAAUGAAAGCACUGAGCAUCCAAGUAUGAAUAAGGUUCAAAUAGAUCAUUUUCCUCCUAAACCACAGAAGCCAGCUCGUAAGAACAAUCUAUUGCUACAACAAUCUAAGUCAGUCCAAUACAAAGGAAUACAUUCAGGUUCCUCCAUAGACCGUUCCACAGCGGAUGAAAAAGAAAAGAACUGGGACAACAACAUGGAUCUUCGACAGAGCAGUUUAAAUCAAGCUCAUGAUUCCACAAGCAAUCAAAAUUUGACACAUUCACCCAUUUCAAAUAUUGAUUCUGAAAUAGAAUAUGGGAACUACAGAGCAGGAGAGAGGACAAAAUCCACUGUGACCAGAGAUUUUGAAAACCAGAGUUCUUCGGAAGAUGUUACAUCAGAUUUUCAAUCCUUGAAACCAGUUGAGAAACCAACUACAGUAACAGCAGAGCCACCAGAUUCUCCUCCAGAACAAACUCUCCCUAGCCCAGAGCAGAAUAUAGAUCCACGUUCACCAUUGGCACUUCUCAUGGCUGCAAAACAGCGAGAUUCCAGUAAAAUCAAAAGGGUUCACAAAGCAGUUGCAGAAACAGCAAACUUAUCCUUGGGAGGCACUCGGUUCAUUCAGUCAACAAAUUCAAAUACAAUCCACAUUGCACCAGUAGCUAAUUACAAGGAUCGUUCUUUGAUAUCACAUGCUGAAGAAGAUAGUUCAGCAUGGAACAAGCAUGGAGGUGACCUCGUCAGUCCUCUGAACAGCACCAGAAAGAGUCUUGACUGGUCAAAACCUUCACCCCACUCUGCAUCACGAGAAACUGCAGAACCAGAAGACUCUCAAAAAGAAGAUGACGUGUCUUUACUUCUGAUCCCACCUCCACCAUGUUUUAGUGAUGAAGAGAAUGAAGAAGCCUCAUUUGAACUUCUGCCACCUCCACUUGAAUUUUCUAACCAUAACGAAGAUUAUUCAUCUCAACCAGAAAGAAGAGCGAAUGUUGAAUCUGGGAUUGACAAUCAUCCCUCUACCAGUUCUGACAAGAAAGGGCUUCGUCUGCAGGAUCCUGACCAUUUUACGUUUAAUCACCAUAAAAACCCAAAUACUAAAAACGCUUAUUCCAUUAGCAAAUUGCCAUUAAACACGUUGUCACCUCCUGUCAAAACAAACACUGAUCGGCAAAAGCCAGUGAUUGCAGAAAAGCCCACAUUUAUGAAUAGCACUGUUGUGAAUGGGGGUCCUGGAAAAUAUCAGAAUUCAAAGCGAGUUUCAGAUUGCCAUUUAAUGCCUAAAGCAUAUGGAAAAAAUAUACCCAAGAUGGAAGUGCAGCAGGCAGAAACGGUACCAUCAACAAACAAACUGGUAAUGAAGAAUAAAGUGAUUGAUGAAUUGCAGUCUAAAGUGCAAGCCUUAAGCACAGACUAUUCUGAUGUCACAGCCAAAAGCUCACACAAUGCACAACAUCCACAAUCGUAUGGACGGACCUUCACUAUCCGGCCUGGUACAAAGCAACCAAUAACUGUGGUAUACCCUCCAACAACUAAAUGAAAAUCUGCCCAUUUGGAGCCAAAAUGAUUUUCCACUGACUCCAAAUAUUGUGGGUAUCACCUAAUUAAUGUCAGAAGAUUAGGGGAGUCAAUAGCCUAGUGGCAUUAUCACUGGAUUGUUAAUCUAGAGACCCAGGUAAUGUUCUGGGGAUCUAGGUUUGAAUUCCACCAUGAGAUUUGAAUUCAGUAAAU